This is a messenger RNA of Diceros bicornis minor, 3319 nucleotides long. It is a transcript of the gene TLR4, whose product is annotated as toll like receptor 4. The record is from RefSeq and is a predicted model, not a curated record. Gene Ontology annotation, biological process: defense response to Gram-negative bacterium; inflammatory response; toll-like receptor signaling pathway. Gene Ontology annotation, cellular component: membrane. Bases 221 to 2746 code for a protein of 841 amino acids. Lineage: Eukaryota; Metazoa; Chordata; Mammalia; Perissodactyla; Rhinocerotidae. The transcript is spliced from 3 exons. Gene Ontology annotation, molecular function: lipopolysaccharide immune receptor activity; transmembrane signaling receptor activity; protein binding.
CUUCCCCUCCUGUGACAGAGCAGAUAAAUAUUAGAGAAACAAAAGUCCAGAAUGCUAAGGUUGCCACUCUCACUUCCUCUGGCCCCUUAAGCUAGCACUGCUUUGAAUACAGUCAUUGCCGUGGGGAACCGAGCAGGGGAGAGAAGACAGCAGUGCCUCGGAGGCUGCCCUGGUGCGUCAUGCUUUCACAGGGCCACUUUUGGUCGCAGAAAAUGCCAGGAUGAUGCCGCCCACCCGCCUGGCUGGGACUCUGAUCCCAGCCAUGGCCUUCCUCUCCUGCCUGAGACCUGAGACCUGGGACCCUUGUGUGCAGGUGGUUCCUAACACUACUUACCAAUGCAUGGAGCUGAAUCUCUACAAAAUCCCUGACAACAUCCCCAAAUCAACCAAGAAACUGGACUUGAGCUUUAACCCCCUGAGGCGUUUAGGCAGCCAUAGCUUCUCCAACUUCCCAGAACUGCAGGUGCUGGAUUUAUCCAGAUGUGAAAUACAGAUGAUUGAAGAUGAUGCAUAUCAGGGUCUAAACCAUCUCUCCACUUUGAUAUUAACGGGAAAUCCUAUCCAGAAGUUAGCCCUGGGAGCCUUUUCUGGACUCUCAAGUUUACAGACUUUGGUGGCCGUGGAGACAAACCUUGCAUCUCUAGAGGAUUUCCCCAUUGGACAUCUCAAAACCUUGAAGGAGCUUAAUGUGGCUCACAAUCUUAUCCAUUCCUUCCAAUUACCUGAAUAUUUUUCUAACAUGCCCCACCUGGAGCACUUGGACCUUUUCAAUAACAAGAUCCAAAAUAUUUAUCAUAAAGACUUGCAUGUUCUACGUCAAAUGCCCCUAAUCAGCCUCUCUUUAGACUUGUCCCUGAACCCUUUAGAUUUUAUCCAACCAGGUGCCUUUAAAGAAAUUAAGCUCAAUGAACUGACUUUGAGAAGUAAUUUUGAUAGUAUAGAUGUAAUGAAAACUUGUAUUGAAGGUCUGGCUGGUUUAAAAAUCAAUCGGUUGGUUCUGGGACAAUUUAAAAAUGAAAGGAACUUGAAAAGAUUUGACAAAUCUGUCCUGGAGGGACUGUGCAAUAUGACCAUUGAAGAAUUCCGAGCAGCACACUUUGAUGACUUCUCAGAGGAUUCUAUUGACUUAUUUAAUUGUUUGGCAAAUGUUUCUAAAAUUUCUCUGGUGAGUCUGGAUUUAAGCGAGCUAAAGAGUUUUCCUAAAAGUUUCAGAUGGCAAGCCUUAGAAUCGGUUAAGUGUAACUUUGAACAAUUUCCCAUGUUGGAGCUCCCCUCUCUCAAAAGGUUAGUUUUUACUUCCAACAGAGGUUUGAACAGUUUUACAGAAGUUAAGCUACCAAGCCUUGAGUUUCUAGAUCUCAGUAGAAAUGGCUUGAGUUUCAAGGGUUGCUGUUCUUGGCGUGAUCUGGAGACAACCAGACUGAAGCAUUUAGAUCUGAGCUUCAAUGACGUUAUUACCAUGAGUUCAAACUUCAUGGGCUUAGAGCAACUAGAAUAUCUGGAUUUCCAGCAUUCCAAUUUGAAACAGGGCAAUGAUUUUCCAGUAUUUCUAUCACUCAAAAACCUCCGUUACCUUGAUAUUUCUUACACUAACACCCGAGUUGUCUUCCAUGGCGUCUUUGAUGGUUUGGUCAGCCUCCAAGUCUUAAAAAUGGCUGGCAAUUCUUUUAAGGACAACUCCCUUCCAAAUGUCUUCAGAGCACUGACUAACCUGACCUCUCUGGACCUCUCAAAGUGUCAACUGGAACAGGUGUCCCAGGAGGCAUUUUACUCACUCCCUAGACUUCGGUUGCUAAAUAUGAGUUACAACAACCUCUUGUCCUUGGACACACUUCCUUACAAACCUCUCCACUCCCUCCAGAUUCUGGAUUGCAGUUUUAACCGUAUAGUGGCCUCCAAGGGGCAAGAACUACAACAUUUUCCAAGUAGCCUAGCUUCCUUAAAUCUUACUCAGAAUGACUUUGCUUGUGUUUGUGAACACCAGAGUUUCCUGCAAUGGGUCAAGGACCAGAGGGACAUCUUGGUGGACGUUGAACAACUGGUGUGUGCAAAAUCUUCAGAUAUGCAGGGCAUGCCCGUGCUGAGUUUUAGGAACGCCACCUGUCAGAUGAACAAGACUAUCAUUGGCAUAUCAGUUUUCGCUGUACUCACGGUUUCUGUGGUAGUAGUUCUGGUCUAUAAGUUCUAUUUCCACCUGAUGCUUCUUGCUGGCUGCAAAAAGUAUGGGAAAGGUGAAAGCACCUAUGAUGCCUUCGUUAUCUACUCAAGCCACGACGAAGACUGGGUGAGGAAUGAAUUGGUAAAGAACUUGGAGGAGGGGGUGCCCCCCUUUCAGCUCUGCCUUCACUACAGAGACUUUAUUCCUGGUGUGGCCAUCGCCGCCAACAUCAUCCAGGAGGGUUUCCACAAAAGCCGGAAGGUUAUUGUCGUGGUGUCCCAGCACUUCAUCCAGAGCCGAUGGUGUAUCUUUGAGUAUGAGAUUGCCCAGACCUGGCAGUUUCUGAACAGUCAUGCUGGCAUCAUCUUCAUCGUCCUGCAGAAGUUGGAGAAGUCCUUGCUUCGGCAGCAGGUGGAACUGUAUCGCCUUCUCAGCAGGAACACUUACCUGGAGUGGGAGGACAGUGUCCUGGGGCGGCACAUCUUCUGGAGACGACUCAGAAAAGCCUUGCUGGAUGGUAAAACAUGGAGUCCAGAAGAAACAGCAGAUGCAGAAAGCAACCAGCAUGAUGCAGAAAACUCCACCUGAGGAGGAAACACCCCUGAGGUGCUUCUGGCCCAGCUGGACCCAAUACUUGUUCAGUUAAUGAGUAUUAAGUGCUGCAAAAUACCAGGCAUUGUGCUAAGGGCAGGGGAUUCAGGGAUGCACAAGAUAUGCAGGGCUGCUAACCUCAUGGAGUUUACAGUGCAGAGGGAAUAAAUACUGUGCUAAACUACAGAACCUCCAGCUGGAUGUUUCAACCAAGUCAGCUAAGGAGUCCAUGACGGGGAAAGUCAACUCAACUCUUAGCCCAUCAGAUUGAAUUAAAACUAAGAGACUGGGCCCCAGUGAGAUCAGAAAAGGACAGAGUUCUUCUCCUGAGUCCUUUGAAUGGAAACCACCUCGUAUUUGACGUUUUAGCCAUCCAAAAACAAAGCAGUUUUGAUAGUUUCAAUUGAACUGGGUCUUGGCUCACUUUUCCCUUUUCUACUGAAUACCAUUUCAAUUCUUCUUGGUGACUCAGAAGGCUCUUGAUUCAGAUACUCCCUCCACUUUAAGUCAGUUUCCUUACGAAGGUUAAAAUCCUGUGACUAAUUCCUAAGGAAAUCUGAUUAACCCAUA